UUCACUUGAACACUCUCAUGGCAGCCAGAACUCUCUCAAGCAGACAAGUCCUUUACCGUGGAAAAGUUUUAACUGUUCCGACUAAAGACACUGACCCAAGCAAACUGACUAAUUUGGACGAGCAAGACAAACUGCAGCUGGUACUGAAUGAGCUUCCCCCCAUUUCAGACAUUGUUGCUGGUGGCGACGAAGAAGACUACUUUGAAAAUGCUCAACAACAGCACGACGACGAAGACUCUGAUGGAUUUGACUUGGCUCUCCUGGUUAACAAAUAUUCCAAAAACGAAGCACUAUCUCCACUUCCAGACUCACCUAUACGGUCUGUGCACCUGGAUGCAGCCGAGCAACUAGUGACCAGAGACAUAGCUGUGGCCCACCAAACAAAAGUCAUGAAAGUCACAAAGACUAUGGACAACUAUGCUGGAACCUUUGAAAAACCAAAAGACAUCACCGAGCAAGACCUCUUCAGUCCAGGCACUCCAGAUCAAAUCUCUCAGUUUGAUGUCACAGACUCGCUCAUUCCUCAGCCUUCCCCAGUCACUCCUAGAUACAGUGCUCAGAAAACUCCAGUGAAGAGGCUGUCCAAUGGUAAACGAAAGAGACAUGUCACUUCAUCGCCAGAACCAUCUGACAGCUCGGACUCUGAUGCUACAGAGGAAGACGACGACUGUGUGUUCAUUGAUGACUCUGAAGCUAGUUUCAUCCACAAAGAAAAAAAGCCUAAGGGAAAAAACCUUUUUGCAGAAAGUCAAGCAGUGGAGGAUGACGAUUCAUUCCUGGCUGACUCUCCACUUCCACCUGAAGAGCCUGAGUUCCUCAGCAAGAAAACGUUUGACAACAGAGUGGCUGUUGAGAAGAAACACUUAGCCAAAUCCAAAAGAAGGAUUGACAACCUUUUCAAUCCCAAACCCAAAUCUAAGAAGAGGCAGAAAGAAGAUGCACUGAAAGUCAGGCCCACUUUCAGAAAACCCAAAACACUCAAUUAUAUGGGUGUGCACUACCAAGACUAUCCACCAACAACAAAGAUGCCUGGAAAAGGAAGCUCUAAGCCUAAGAAAGUACCUUCAUCUGAACCAGCAAAAAUCAAGCUACCCAAGAAGAUGCUCACUCCAGAGUUUGUUGAUGAUUCUGAUGCUGAAUCUGAUCCAGACAUGCCGCCUCUCCCUCCUGCCUUUAAAAAACCUAAAAUUGUGCCCGAGAGAAAAGACAGGAUGAAGAACAAGCCUGUGAGUAUGGAUGAUCCAGACUACCAUAUCUUCCCCCACAACACCAGUUACUACAAAACAAUUGGCAUGAGUAAGGAGAGAACUGUGUGGGACUCCAACAUGUACACAUGUGCCAUCAAGUACAUAUCUAAGGACGGAGAACUAAGCAAAGCUGACACCAUUGAAGCAUGCAGAAAAUAUGGACUCUACACUUGGACUGGAACAAUGACAUCUAACUACCAACAAAAGAUGAAGCCCAUUAAGCUUCUUGAAACUAUAUACGAAAGAAUAUAUGACAUUGACUUGACUCCCAUCAAAGACUUGAUAUCAGAAGAAGGUGCAUCUACAGACAAGUUUAUGAAGCUGGACAAAGCUAUGAAGACUAAGUCAAGAAUGGUAAUUGAUCCAAUGAACAAACUUGUGAGUGCAAUGUCCAUACUUGGAAUUGAGUAUGUCACAGAAAAGCAAGCCGCUGAAGCUAUAUGGUACUGAAGUGGCACGGACUUUGAAUGCUAUGCUGUACCGACACAAGAAUGCAGCUGAUGGUGCUGAUCCGUCCAGCCAAGGUAAUAAUUAUUAUAUACACGCAUGCAUAUACUAUUUAGAACGCCUGAGCCAAGGAGAGACUGAGUCACUUGCGUCGCUUGCAUUCUAAGACAAGAGUGACUAGCUCAGCGUACAGGAAGAGGAAUUGAGGUUGACCUCCACCAGGAUCUGUGCAGCACCAUGGCUGAAAGUUCCACUCGUGUGAAAGAGCAAGGUUCUUUUGGAAGAAUUUUUUGGGACCAAACAGGAGAAGAAUGGCAAGUUGAAGAAGAAUGCGAAGUCAAUGAGGUGGGAACGUGAAAUUGAUGUACUAUAUUCACUGCAGAUGGUGCAUUUAUAUCAGACACCUCAGCAUAUGAGCAUAUGAGGUAUUACGAACCUCAGGGGUGCCAUCACAGAGGACCCCAGUCGGGUUUUUUGACGAGCAGCUCAUGGACCUGGCCAGGAUAGUAUGUUGUAAUCAUCAUGGAUGAGAUGCAUAUCAGAGAAGAUAUCGUAUAAUAAUAAUUUAUUAUGACAAACACACAGGUAUAUAUAAAAAUUAUAUGCACUCUAAAAUUUACCACAUUGGAUUUGGACGACAUUUCGUUGUAGAACUCAUGUUUGAUGUGCCACUGUCCAACACCACUGUCCAACACCAUCAAAUGAGAACUUGAAAAAGUCCAUAUUCUCAAUGAGGACCCUUGAGAUUAGGAUGAUCAUGUUGCAUCGUAACACCUCGUCAUCCUCAGCAGCUGGUAACAAUGACAAAACGAUUUUUUCUUUGUCAUGUUGGUGGGUAAGAAUCACUUGUUCACUCAGGUUGCUGAAAUCAACUCGGUCAGACACAGGCUUGUUGAUCCCAACUCUCAUAUACCGCUGUUUAAUUCCUUUGUCGGUUAUCAAUUAUACACACUCAGUUAAAAAAUAUUAUUAUAAUUAUAUACAUUCAGUGAACUUAUAAUGAGUGAUGUUAUACCGUGGGGCAAAGUAGGAGUUGUGUUAGGAGGUGCAGAGGCUGAGGAUGGUGCAGCUGCGUGAUCGUCAUCAUCAUCAUCAUCAUCAUCAGUACAUUCUCUCCCAUCACCUGAAGACAAGCCGGUAUCAGAUCCAUCGUCCUCUUCAUCUGAUGUUAUUGGAGACAUACUCAUCCACGAGAUAUCGGAGUCUGAAUCAGAGUGUUCACAGAGCCAUCAAAAAGACUACCAUAACAUUCGAGCUCUUCAAAGAGGCCAUUCCUUGACUUAUUCUCUUCCAAUAGUGUCCAGCAAUCUGAUAACCGAAGGGUGAGAGAUCAAUUUCGCCAGCCGUUGGUACACCUGCAUGUGAAAUGUUUAUAGACAUACCUGCUUAGAGCAAUGACCAGCAGAGAAUUGAUCUUUUGCACCAACCACGCCCCUUUCUUGGGACCACACCCACCAAUUAGUGGGCACAUAAAUAAUAAUAUUAUAUUAAACGCAACAACAAAGAGACUGAGUCCUGUACUAUAUACUUAGAAUUUCCAUCAUUGCCAUUCGCCUUGGGUGCAUCCUAACAAACUGGUCAAUGGCUGCUUCAAUGUCAAUGGGAAUGUCACGGUGUAUUUGCAGAAGAUCCGCUAAAGGAUCUUUCAGCUUUCAGCUGAGCAGGAGGUGACUGGUAGAGUACAGAGGAUCUUGAUCAGAGUGGAUAUGUUUGGGUACAUAGAGCUAAUAUGUCUCAAGGUGAUUGUAGAUCAUCUUAGCUUUGAACCUGGACACGCAUUCAUCACGAUCAAAAGUAACAAUCAGAGAGGGAAUUAACGAGAGGCCCAACAAGGCUGUUGGAGAUGAUCAAGUACUGGAAUCGAUAUCGUGCGACAAAAGUAUCCUUCGGGGGUGUCUGCUGGGACAUUGUCGCGGUGGGCUUGCCUACCACAUCUCCUGGGCACUGAUGGCUCUAUGCCCACUUUUGUUAGCAUCUCGGUAAUGGUUGCACUGAUGCCAUAACAUUGUCGAUCUCUUUUACAGCUGUCACAAUUGUCACAAUAUCCUUUGCCUCGGCCUGGAGGGAUGCCGUCAAUGCUUGGAGGUACGUGAGACAAGCGUCGGUGAUCACAAGUGCACUGACGAAGUCCACAACCGAGAAAUAAAGCCGUUUAAAGACUGCUACAGCAUCGAUUCGUUGAAUCCAUCGUGUUCUGCACAUGUCCUUGAGUUUUUGUGAGGUUGACGUUGGCUGACGAUCACAAAUUGCCUUUUCAAAAGCUCUUUGGCGUUUUGGAUGAGCAGCGAAAAACUGGUACACUCUCCCUACAAUCCCUACCAUGUUACAAACACUUGUAACCUCAAGGGAUUUCACAACAGCCAGGUUCAGACAGUGAGAAGCACAAUGAAGGUAGAUGGCAAGAGGAUACUUCUUUCGUAUCAGACCGAACCAGCCAUGUUCCCAGCCCGAAGGUGUGACA
This is a messenger RNA of Halichondria panicea, 4155 nucleotides long. RefSeq lists its product as uncharacterized. The transcript has 6 exons. The record is from RefSeq and is a predicted model, not a curated record. NCBI's taxonomy places the organism in Eukaryota, Metazoa, Porifera, Demospongiae, Suberitida, Halichondriidae. Bases 18 to 1697 code for a protein of 559 amino acids.